Messenger RNA from Gongylonema pulchrum, 309 nucleotides. The record is from the annotation of a GenBank genome assembly. NCBI's taxonomy places the organism in Eukaryota, Metazoa, Nematoda, Chromadorea, Rhabditida, Gongylonematidae.
AUGGCGCAGGCCCUCUGCAGAGGUCUUAUCAAUUCCGGUAAUUUUUGCCGUUCAGUGAUGCGAAUGAGUCCUGAGCUAUUACCAAGCAAGAGUCGGGUGGUACGGGUGAUGCCAAACACGCCUGCAAUCGUGCGUGCAGCAGCAUCUGCAUUCAGCGUUGGUUCGGCGUGUCGAGAGGGCGAUUCGGAUCUGGUCAAGGAGCUGCUGUCAACUGUUGGAUUUGCUGUCGAAGUGCCCGAAGUUCUUAUGGAUCCUGUUACCGGUUUAAGCGGGAGCGGCCCAUCUUACGUAAGUUUCGCUUCUAAAUAG